AUGCACUCCCCAAUAUGGCGCCUACGCAUUCAUACCACACACCACCACCUCCUCCUCACCCAGCACCCCUCCCUUCAGCAUAACCCAAACAUCAACAGUCACCUACUGCGGCCCUCUUCUAAACCCAGACACCCUCCCCCCAUCCCUACACCCCUGGCUGACACGAACAACGACCACUCCUUCCGCGUUCCUCGCCCGCCUAGCCCCACUACCAUCCUUCGUACACGAGUUCGUCUCAAAAGCAGGCGUAGGGCAUUACUGGCUAUCGCUGCGUGCCACGACGCCGACGAGCGAGUUCGAGACGCCGCGGCGGCAUGUAAACGAAGAUUUCUUCGCGUUAGGCUCUCAGCGCGUAGUGUCUUACUACCUAACAAUUCAUCCAUCUACCUGUUUACCAUAACUUAUAGCCUUGUAAAAAAAGAACAGGUAUAA
This is a messenger RNA of Ascochyta rabiei, 432 nucleotides long. RefSeq lists its product as uncharacterized. The record is from RefSeq and is a predicted model, not a curated record. The transcript has a single exon. NCBI's taxonomy places the organism in Eukaryota, Fungi, Ascomycota, Dothideomycetes, Pleosporales, Didymellaceae. Bases 1 to 432 code for a protein of 143 amino acids.